AUGUACAGGCGCCUGCAUAUGCACCUGCUCUGUAUCGAGAAGCUGAAGAUAUCAGGUGCAGCUGCAGAGUGUGCGAUACUGUACAUGCCCGUAGGUACCUCCCACCCAACAUAUGCACUUGACAUUAUGCGCGCCUCUCCGGAAUUCUCCUCUUGCAGACUUCAUCAUCUGCACACCAAAUACGACCACGACUCCAAACUGGGCGACCGACCUGACCUCACGCCCACAUCGCUACUUGUCGGCCUAGCCCAGGGCGGUGAUGCUCUACUAUGUAUUCCCGUGCUGGAGUCUGCGCGUAUCGCUACUCCUCCAGAAACAGGUUCAAUGAGCCCGACCCAGAAGAAGGCAUAUUUGAUCGCCGCUUGGCGUAAUGAAUGGAGCUCCGAGUACGGUAACGCGGAACACCCUUUGCCAGGCCAGGCGAGCCAGGGCAGCAGUUCGAUUUCGAGCUGUCUGUCUGACAGCUUACGAGCAUAUGAAGUCAAGUACUCGUACUAUUACUUCUCCUUGCAAGCACCAUCGGUAUGGAGUGCUGGCACACCAUGCUUUCACAGCAACGCGCGCUGGCCCCCUUUCGUGCCGGUGCACCGUCCCCGUGUCAAAUGUCAGCUCGCAAUCGGCCUCGCUUUUUAUGCUACUCCGGGUGCCGUGCAGGCAAUGCUGAGAGAGGCCUUGCACCAGUCCGAGGCACCAACAGCGGGCCAUCAGGCCGGAGCUUGCUUCCAAUUGCUCAUUGCUCACAUACAGUAG
Molecule: messenger RNA, 750 nt
Organism: Trichoderma virens Gv29-8
Lineage: Eukaryota; Fungi; Ascomycota; Sordariomycetes; Hypocreales; Hypocreaceae
Exons: 6
Coding region: 1-750 (249 amino acids)
Source: RefSeq, a predicted model, not a curated record